Molecule: messenger RNA, 3668 nt
Organism: Batrachochytrium dendrobatidis JAM81
Lineage: Eukaryota; Fungi; Chytridiomycota; Chytridiomycetes; Rhizophydiales
Exons: 22
Coding region: 1-3597 (1198 amino acids)
Biological process (GO): autophagosome assembly; autophagy of mitochondrion; autophagy of peroxisome
Cellular component (GO): phagophore assembly site membrane; Atg1/ULK1 kinase complex
Molecular function (GO): protein kinase binding; molecular adaptor activity
Source: RefSeq, a predicted model, not a curated record
AUGUCACUCAAAGUCUAUCAGGCAGAGACUGGAAUACUACUUCCACUCCAACGUCUGGUACCAGGGGAUACUGUAGAUAUGCUUCGAGCAGAUAUAGAAGCCGUUACUUUUAUUCCUCAAAAGUUUCAAGUUCUUUUAGGCUCAAAUGCACAGAUAGUUAAACAAAGCAUGUUGACUACUUUGCUAUCUAGUCAAAAAGACGAGCGUAUUUUUAUUUUCAAUCGAUUGGCACUCAUGCAGCAAACAGGAAAUAAACCUGUUCACAUGUCGAUUGAUAUUGAACCGCCAGUUCCAUCAGAUACUGUUGUGGGAUUGAAGGUGAUAUCACCAUUAGCCCCAAAUCUAUCUUCAAAAGAGCGAGUAAUAGCUUUUAAACGUGCCUUUUCAGAGCAUAUUUCAUACGGACAGGCACUUCGAAAGAUUGCCAAUAAGCACGCCAAAACAUGUGAACGACUACUGGAAGAACAAUCUAUUCAAGUGGAAGGCCUGACAAUGGCACUUUGUAAUCUUUUUACACAUCGCAAGAGUGUUUUGGAUUCAUACGACAGUUUUAUUGCACCAGCUCAGAUUCAAAUAUCCUCUCACACAGAGUUAUUACACGGUAUUGCGUCAGAUCUGGAUACACUUACAAUGAUUCCUAUUCAUGAAGCUAUUGUAAGCGAAUCAAAAGUUUUGAAUGACUAUAUUCCAAGAGAUAAGCUUCUUCGUUGGAUCAAUGACUGUCGAGUUGCACAUGAUGAACUUGUAGACAAAGUACAAUCAAUUAGUGUAACCAUGAACGAUGUUCGAGCCGGUGCACGUAUUGAUCAACUAGAGCCUGAAGAUUUUGAUUUGAGUAAACUAGAUCCGCUAUUGGACAUUGUACGAAAGCUUGUGGGUCAAAUCGAAUCCCGGCAGAAUAUUUUGGAACGAGAUUUUACUAGAGUAGAAACUAUUUUGGCCGAUAUUUCUAAUGGCCCAGAUGAUCAAGCGGGCGAUAGGUUUGAGGCUCUUGAACAUCUUUACAAAAUCCAUUUUGAAGAAUAUAUACCCGAAAUCACUCGAUGUGAUAGACAAGUGCGAGAAACUGUGGUUCAAUUUUCCGACUCAAAGGCACAUCUUACUCAGGCGUUGAUGGAAAAACUGUUGGAGCUAGCUAAACAACAAUCGACAAUUUAUAUAAUUCCCCAAGCCCUGAUGGCUUUGGACAAGGAACUUCGAGUUCAAGCCGAGGCUUUUUUGCAACUGCUCCAUGUUCAUCGCAUGCCACCAGCAUGGGGUGCAGCUUUUAUUGAGAUAGUUCGUCGAAGGGAACAUUCCAAGGUGCUUGGUGAUAAAGUCAACCAAAUAAUGGGUAUACUCACUAGCUUCCAAAAUCAAGAAGAAGCUCGCCGAGAUACUUUUCGUACAGAGAUUGAGCGAUAUCUACCAAAGGGGCUUUUAAAAGGUUUAGAAUCAGCUACUCCGUCCAUCAAGUUGUCUAUUUCAGAAGACGAGAUACUUUUACCAAAUCUUACAAAAGACGAUGUUACCGCAUUUUCGCAAAUGGUGGCUUCUUUACGGGCUAUUCAAGAUCCCAGCACUGUUCAAACUUCUGGAUCACUCUCCAAACUGCAUGCAAUGAUGGUACAAAUGAGUCCUCAAGUCGAUUCACCUUUGCUAGAUUUUGAGGAGUUGAUUUCUAAUUCUACGUUUUGUGAUAGAAUAGUAAAGCUGGAAGCAGAAAAUGCUAAAUUAAGAAAAGAGGUCGUCGAGAUGCGAGCUCAAGCAGCACCAGUUUCACAAACUUCUACAGCUUUUCGGCAUCCAUCCAUGAACGAUGUUUUAUCAUCAUCGCAUAGCACAAAACAAGAAGAAAAAAUUAAAGCAUAUGAAGCGCGUAUCAAGAAUCUUGAGCAACUCCUUCAACAAAGUUAUUCCACCAGCGGAGCCGUUGAAAAGACGCAUGUGACUGAUAGACGGCUGAUGCAAGAAAUGGAAUCCACUAUUCAGACCAUGACUCUUGAAAAAGAAAGAAUUUUGAAAGAAAACCAGCAGUUUUGCGAUCAGCUGCAGCAGUCAACUCAGCGGAUUUCCGAACUGACUACCUUGUACCAAAAUGUACGCGAAUCACAUGACAAACUACGCAAUGAAAAGCAAACGACAGAUGUACAGUUGAGCAACACUCUUGUUGAGCUAAAAAAGCUGCAAGAUUUUUUGGUAGAAGUACGCGAGUAUAUGGAGGGCUGUUGUUUGUCUUUGCGUAGGGAUACUGGCUCUGAACAGAAAAGUGAUAUAGAAGAGCAGACUCCUGUUCAGUUAAAUCACAUACGGAGCAAACCAGCAUCGAUUGAUGAGUUGCGUCGAUGCAUGAGAGUUCUUAAAGAUGAUAUUUUAUGGCAUGCAGCAAUGAUGGAAAGCAUGAAGAACUCUAUGCAAGACAGUCAAGAUGGGAGUGACGUUACCCAGUCAGUUGCUGCUGAAAUGGUAACACUGAUUCAACGACUUGGAGAGACGGAAGAACGACUUCGGAUAGCAGAAAACGAUCUGACUGUAGCACAGGCACAUGAGGCAGUUUUAGAAGCAGAUUUAGAGUCACUAAAAGUGUUGUAUGAACGGGCAGAAGGACAUGUAGCAGCAGCCAAAGUGCAACGCAACGAACACCAGGCACAACAAGAAAAAAACGCCCUUGAGCUUAAAAGAUUGCAAGAUCUGCAAGAAAGUCAAAUUGAACAGCAUAGAACUUCGGAAGUCGUUCUACAAAAGCAAAUAGAGCAGAUUAAAAAAGAACUCGAGCAGACACAAGCUGAUUCAAUGGCUGACAUUGAAUCACAGAAACAAGCACACACCAAAGCGAUAGAGCAAAUGAGACUAGACAUGCAACAAGAUUUAUCUCAACGUGAGUUGUCGCGUUUGGCUUUUUCACAGGUGCAGCAGAUGCGUGAGCAGAUUGAGGACUGGAAUAUUGUGUGUCGGUUAAGUCUACAGCAUUUAACUGGAUGUUUGGAUGCAUUGGUGAGAUUGGUCCAACAUACUUUGAGUGAGGAUGUUGUCUAUGCACUUAUUCGUAACAACGGUUUGACUGGAAGUACUGAAAACUGUUGUUUGUCGAAAUUGAGUGAUACUUUUUCCAUAUCCGAUGCUGGUGCACAUUACGACGACACCAAGAGUUUAAUCGAAGGGUUUGGAAAUGAUGAUGAUGCUUUGGGUGGAAUGUCAAAGUUUAUCGAGCACUAUGAUUUGCUAUUAAGAGAACUGUAUUCCAAAGUUGUCUCUGCAGGUGCAUAUUUAGACGUAAGCGAUAGUGUUGAUCGGAUUGAGAAACGGUGGUCAGAUUUGACAGGUCAAGCAUCUUUUAGAGUAGCGUUUCAAAACUUUAAAAUCAACGACUUGGUAUUAUUUCUACCUACACGCAAUCCGGCUGCAUGGACUGCAUUUAAUGUCAAUACUCCACACUUUUUCUUGGAUAUUCAGCCAAACUCCGUUUUUGCAGAUCGAAUUCAACAACGUGGAUGGAUCUUGGCUUACAUUACUGGGAUUACUGACAAGACUGCCACUGAUAUCUCCUUGUCUCCAACCAAUCCAUUUGGUCUGGCUGAAGAAACUCGUUAUCAUAUUUGUCAAGCCACACCCUAUUAAAACCAGACUUUAAUGAGCCUAUAUCUACAAAUCUUUCAAGCAUACAUGACUAAAUAAACUCUUCUAAACCC